Closterium sp. NIES-65 is the source of this 2637-nucleotide messenger RNA. The record is from the annotation of a GenBank genome assembly. NCBI's taxonomy places the organism in Eukaryota, Viridiplantae, Streptophyta, Zygnematophyceae, Desmidiales, Closteriaceae.
AUGGCUGUUCCAGAUACGCCUAAUCCUUUAUUGACCAAGAAUAUGUCUGAGGGCACCAAUAACAGCAGUAUUACUGCCACCAAUAUCGUUGCUAGCUUCGGUAGCAGUAGCAACGCAGGCAUUGGCAGAAGUCUUCUCACAGAUACUUCUGAAACCACCCAGGAGCCAGGUUCGGAUGGGUUGAAUGCGGUGGAGCUGGGUUCGGACAGGUCAGGUGCGGCAAAGCCAAGUUCGGAGGGGUUGGGAGCGGUGAGAGUGGUGCGGCUGGAUGCGUGGGCGGCAUAUGUGGUGGCAGCACAGCCGCAUGUGCUGGUGAUUCACACGGGAGGCGCGUGGGUGGGGCUGCAGCAGCGAUGGCAGGAGCAUAGGGCGCCAAUACAUGCUUCUCAGGAGGAGCAGAAGGGGCAGGAGGGGCAGGAGGAGGGGCAGAAGGGGCAGGAGGGGCAGGAGGGGCAGAGUGCAGCGAAUGAAUCAAAGGUUUUUGCUGCUGUGGCUGGUAAAGGAGUUGAGGGAGGGAUGCGUGAGGAGAAAUUGGGAGCAGAAGGCAAGGUGGAGGCUGGUGGGGGAAAGGGGAAGGCUGGAGGCGGAAAUGGGGAGCCUGGUGGGGGAAAAGGGGAGGUUGGUGGGGGAAAGGGGAAGGCUGGAGGGGGAAAGGGGGAGCCUGGUGGGGGAAAAGGGGAGGUUGGUGGGGGAAAGGGGAAGGCUGGAGGGGGAAAGGGGGAGCCUGGUGGGGGAAAAGGGGAGGUUGGUGGGGGAAAGGGGAAGGCUGGAGGGGGAAAUGGGGAGCCUGGUGGGGGAAAAGGGGAGGUUGGUCAGGGAAAGGGGAAGGCUGGUGGGGGAAAAGGGGAGGCUGGUGGGGGAACUGGGGGGAAUGGCGGGGGGGAUAAGGGGAUGGGUGAAAAGGCAAAGGGAAAGGGUGGGGGGAAGAAGGGGAAUGGUGGGGAGAAGAGGGGGAAUGGUGGGGAGAAGAAGGGGAGUGGCAGGGAGAAGAAGGGGAGUGGCGGGGAGAAUAGGGGGAAUGGUGGGGAGAAUAGGGGGAAUGGUGGGGAGAAUAGGGGGAAUGGUGGGGAGAAUAAGGGGAAUGGUGGGGGGAAUAGGGGGAAUGGCGGGGAGAAUAGGGGGAAUGGUGGAGAGAAUAAGGGGAAUGGUGGGGAGAAGAAGGGGAAUGGUGGAGGGAAGAAGGGGAAUGGUGGAGGGAAGAAGGGAAACAGUGGGGGAAAUGGAGUCGAUGGCAACAUGUCGAUACUUGAUGGAAUGGACUGUGCGGAUGAAGCAGGGUCCCUUGGUAGCAUGGACGGAUCAGAUGCAGCGGAGGGGGGUUCAGGUGAGGCAGUGGGUGGAUCGAAAUUGGAGGAAGGUGAUGUGAGAUUAGAGGGGGAGCAGCAGACAGGCGGAAGCUUUAUGGCGGAUGAAGCUGACAUAGUCCUAGAGGAAAUGUCCGAAGCGAGCUCUUCAGUCGGUCGGGGCAGCUUCCUUGAUGAGGAUAGGGCGGUGGAAAAUGAUGAAGUGCCGGAGCAGCAGCAGCAGGGCGGUAGUGUCAUGGCGGACAAAGGUGACCAAGUCCAAGAGGAGAUGUCUGAAGGUAGACUCUCAGAAGGAGAAGUGAUGCCUUCAGUCAAUCAAGUUACGUUUGAUGAGGAGGGUGAAGCGGCGAAAGAGGAUCCAGUGCAGGAGAAGGAUAACGAAUCUCAUGUUGUUACAGGUGCAGAGAAUGACGAGGAAGUUCGUGGGGAGGAUGUGCAUCACGAGGCUGCUAAUAAGGAGGAUGAGUCACCUGGAGGGCCUAGUGUGCUCCCACCUAACCUGCUUGACUCGGUUGACUUUCUUGACCCGGUAGCAGCUUUCACCAAGACCCUUCCACCUGGAGAGCCUUGUGUGAUUCCACCUGAUCUGCUUGCCUCGGUUGACUUUCUUGACCCGGUAUCAGCAUUCACCAAGACCCUCCGCAUGCUCCACCAUUUCCUCUCCUCCCAACCCACCGCCGAAUCCCUCCCAACUUUCUUUCUCGGGCUGCCCCGAGAACAUUAUUUCCGGGCAGACCAGGGCAACCAUACCUCGCUCUGCCUACCAGACGACGCCACAUGUAAAGAAAACGGACAGUGUAACUUGUUUUCGAGGCCGAGAGAGUGGUUGGAAGAGGGAGGGGAGGAGCACGCACACCAGCAACGGUGGCAGCGGUGGCGGUGGCGGCAGGAGAGGGAGAGGAGGGAAAGGAGGAGGGAGUGGGUGCAGUCGAGUGUGGGGCAGAUGGAAAGGGUGGUUGAGAGGGAGAUUGGGAUGGGAGACAGGGUUGUGUUGCUGCAAGCAGGGGGGUUAACCGAUGCUCGUGUUGAUGCUCAUGUGGGCUCUUCCCUCCCUGCAGAAAUGCACCAAAGCGUCGCCGCUAUGCCACCACAAGCUGGCAGGACGCCGUGGGGGGAGGGCAGCAGCGGGGGGAGAUUUUCCCCCUCGCAUCGCCAAUUUCCUCCCCAAAAUCCCCUUUCCCCCCUUCCCCCCGUGGCCUUUUCCUUCCGCAGACCAAAGCGCCGCCGCUAUGCCACCACGAGUUGGCAAGACGCCGCGGGGGAGGAAGGAGCUGAGGGGGAGGGGGACGCAUCUUGCCCCCUCAACCAUUCCUUUCCCCCGUUUAUUUCCUAA